AUGAGCGUUUCGCUAUGGAAAGUGUCCAGCAAUAUCGUUCCUCUUACAGUUAUUAAAGGCGCCGGCCACGAGUUCAUCCCCCUCCCUCAGGGCGAGAACGCAACUACUGCCGACUUCCACUCUAUCCGAACCAACACUGAAUCCCCUGCACACUUCACUUCGGGAUUCUAUAAGAUCGAGGCUGGACCUGAAAGACCCGCGAGCUACAAUUUUGAGGAGACAAAAUAUGUCCUCAAUGGUCAGAUCGAUGUUUUGGAUGAGGCUACCGGGAUCACCCACCACCUAGUCCCGGGAGAUUUCGCUUUUUUCCAUGUUGGAUCUAAAGUCAAGGGUUUGCCUUCUACGCCGUUACUCGACCCAUUCGAUCCCCCCCACCCUAAUCUUGAAGGUCGGGAGGAAGGCAAGGCUAAGCUAUAG
Molecule: messenger RNA, 417 nt
Organism: Penicillium mononematosum
Lineage: Eukaryota; Fungi; Ascomycota; Eurotiomycetes; Eurotiales; Aspergillaceae
Exons: 4
Coding region: 1-417 (138 amino acids)
Source: RefSeq, a predicted model, not a curated record